AUGGCCGAGUACCGCAGUCUGCUGGAGGAGCUGGCACAGAACAUCACUCCCGAGGACCUGGAGCAGCUCAAAUCUGCCUGUCGGGAGGACAUCCCCAGCGGGGAGGGCGAGGCCAUCGCCACGGGGCAGCACUGGUUCGCCUUCCUCGAGCGGCACAGCAAGCUCGACCGGG
Acanthisitta chloris (rifleman) is the source of this 172-nucleotide messenger RNA. RefSeq names its product astrocytic phosphoprotein PEA-15-like. The record is from RefSeq and is a predicted model, not a curated record. The annotation marks the transcript as partial. Lineage: Eukaryota; Metazoa; Chordata; Aves; Passeriformes; Acanthisittidae. The transcript has a single exon. Gene Ontology annotation, molecular function: protein binding. Gene Ontology annotation, biological process: regulation of apoptotic process.